Saimiri boliviensis boliviensis (Bolivian squirrel monkey) is the source of this 1148-nucleotide messenger RNA. NCBI's taxonomy places the organism in Eukaryota, Metazoa, Chordata, Mammalia, Primates, Cebidae. The record is from RefSeq and is a predicted model, not a curated record.
CAAAGUAGACUGAGGGACUACAGUAAGCAAUGAAGGCAAAAAUUACCCUGGUGAAGUUAUGCCACUUAGAAACCUAAACACUAGCCCGAGCCGGCAGGAAGCUGGUCUGACCACUCCAGGUGGCUAUGACUGCAGGGAGGAUUUCUGCCACUCCACAGCGCCCAGCAAGAACAUCUGGAAGAAAUACGAGCUGGUGCCAUCGCCCCUCACGUCGCCGCCCUGGGGCUUGGUUCCCGGAGCAGGGGACCCGGGACCCGGGAUUGGGCCCCUCAGACCUGGCCUGGAGGGUGCGCCGGAGACUAAGCAGAAUCCCGGGGCCACGCGAAAGGUUGGGGCAGGAACUAUGUCUCCAUCAUCCGCUGGGACUGCAUGUGGAGUGGCUUCUCGGCCCGAGAACGGCUGGAGAGAGCGGUGGGUGACCCACGGGAACCUGCUGAAGGCCUCCGCCACCCCGGACUGCACUCCCGGCCUCGAAGCCUGCAACCCGGCACCCGCCGCCCCUAGUCCCCUGGGCGAACCCGAGACCCAGGCCUGCUCCGGGUCCCAGAGCCCAGGUGACUCGGAGAAUGAAGAAAUCGAUGUUGUGACAGUAGAGAAGAGGCAGUUUCUGGGUAUUCGGAAGCCGGUCACCGUCACGGUGCAAGCAGACCCCCUGGAUCCCUGCAUGAAGCACUUCCACACCUCCCACCAUCAGCAACCGCACAACUAUGCUGCCCGUUUUCCUCUGGAAAGCUGCUCCCAAGAAGAGGCUCCAGAGAGGGGUCCCCAAGAGGAGGCUCUGGAGAAAGAUGCUGCAGGGGAAAAGGAAAAUGAGGAGGAUGAAGAGAUUGUGAGGCCCUCACCUGCGGAAAGUGAGGCUACCCAGUCCUGCCACCCCAAGAACCACAACUUUCUGGAGCGCAAGAGGCGGAAUGAUCUGCGUUCGCGGUUCUUGGCCCUGAGGGACCAGGUGCCCACCCUGGCCAUGUGCUGCUCUAAGGCCCGUAAAGUAGCGAUCCUAAUCAAGGCCUUGGAAUACUUGCAAGCCCUUGUGGUGGCUGAGAAGUGGAUGGCUAUGGAGAAAAGGCAGCUCCGAUGCCAGCAGCAGCAAUUGCAGAAACGAAUUGCAUGCGUCAGUGGCUACUGAUCAGAAAGCCUCACUGUUCUGU